UUUCCAGACUCCUUCGCAGCGGUGCAGCGAAUUCAUCUCUCUCCCAGGCUGCGCCUGGCACGCGGCCCGCUUCCCUGGCCGCUGCCUCCCACGUCUCCCCCUCUUCUUUCUCCCUCAGCCCAUCUGCCCCCUGCGCUCUCGGCUCCCCAUUAUUUCCAGGGCCCACGCGCGCGCGCGGCGCUCGCCUCCUCGGCUCUGCCCCGGGCACGUCUGUAUUUGGAGCUCCCGGAAGCCGCCGGCGACUCUCCCCCGGAGCAGCGUGACUGACACGGGCUCGCGUUCAGGGGGGCGGAGGCGGCGGGGAGGAGACCGGGAGGGCGGCGGGAGGAGGCAGCGAGGGGCCGAACGCCGAGCUGCGCCGCGCAGGACGGGACUGUGGACACCGGAGCAGAAUGGGAGACAUGCAGGGCCUGAUGGAGAGGCUGGAGCAUGCGGUCAGCCGGCUGGAGCAGCUCUCUGCAGAGUCACACAGACCUCCUGGGGACUGUGGGGAAGUCAACGGUGUCAACGGAGGUGUGGCGCCCUCCGUGGAAGCCUUCGAUAAGCUGAUGAACGGUAUGGUGGCUGAGUUCUUAAAGAACAGUAGGAUCCUUGCUGGUGAUGUAGAGACUCACGCAGAAAUGGUGCACAGUGCUUUCCAGGCGCAGCGGGCAUUCCUUCUCAUGGCCUCUCAGUACCAACAACCCCAGGAGAAUGACGUGGCUGCGCUUCUGAAACCCAUAUCGGAAAAGAUUCAGGAAAUCCAGACCUUCCGAGAGAGAAACCGGGGCAGUACCAUGUUUAAUCAUCUUUCGGCCGUCAGCGAGAGCAUCCCCGCCCUUGGAUGGAUCGCCGUGUCCCCCAAACCUGGUCCUUAUGUCAAGGAGAUGAAUGACGCCGCCACCUUUUACACUAACAGGGUUUUAAAGGACUACAAACACAGUGAUUUGCGCCAUGUGGAUUGGGUGAAGUCGUAUCUGAACAUUUGGAGUGAGCUUCAGGCAUACAUCAAGGAACACCAUACCACAGGCCUCACCUGGAGCAAAACAGGUCCCGUCGCGUCGACAGCCGCAACGUUCUCUGUGGUCUCCUCCGGGCCGGGUCUCCCACCGCCCCCUCCUCCUCCGCCCCCUCCAGGGCCACCUCCGCUUUUUGAAGACGAAGGCAAAAAAGAGGCGUCCUCUCCUUCACGCUCAGCUUUAUUUGCCCAACUGAACCAGGGAGAAGCAAUCACAAAAGGGCUCCGGCAUGUUACAGAUGACCAGAAGACAUACAAGAAUCCCAGCCUACGGGCUCAAGGACAGACUAAGUCUCCAACCAAAAGCCACACCCCGAGCCCUACAUCGCCCAGAUCUCUUCCUGCUCAGAAACAUGCUCCUGUGUUUGAGUUAGAAGGAAAGAAGUGGAGAGUGGAAUACCAAGAAGACAGGAAUGACCUUAUGAUUCCGGAGACCGAACUGAAACAAGUGGCUUACAUUUUCAAGUGCAACAAAUCAACUCUCCAGAUGAAAGGGAAAAUAAAUUCCAUUACAAUUGACAACUGUAACAAGUUCGGCCUGGUGUUUGACAACGUGGUGGGCAUUGUGGAAGUGAUCAAUUCCAAGGACAUUCGAAUCCAGGUAAUGGGGAGAGUGCCAACAAUAUCCAUUAAUAAGACAGAAGGCUGCCACAUAUACCUUAGUGACGAUGCACUGGACUGUGAGGUUGUGAGCGCCACGUCCUCUGAAAUGAACAUCCUUGUCCCUCAGGAUGGCGACUAUAGAGAGUUUCCCGUUCCUGAACAAUUCAAGACUUUCUGGGAUGGCUCCAAGUUGGUCACUGAACCUGCAGAAAUUAUGGCCUGACCUCCAGAGAGACGGAACACCCUUCUCCUGACCCCCCGCCCAUCAAGUGAACAAAAAAGCAGCAUUGAGGAGCUAGCCGUGGCAGUGGUUUGGGCCUCCCACACGUCUUCGUUUCCGGCACGCCUUUGUGGGCAUUUGGAAAUAUUUAACACUUUUUCAUGAUUUGCUUUUGUGUGUGACUUUUAGUUCCACUUGAUGACUUGCGAUCACUGACGAUUUAAAGGAAAAAGAGAAUUCUGUUCCCCUCCCAUCAUUAGGUGAACAUCUGCAUGAUUCACUUUUACACUUAUGUUGAUUUGCUAGUUUAAAUAGGAACCAUCUGCGAAUCUGAGGUGUCCAUUUCUACCUUUUAGAGACUUUUCGGUAUGGUGUUGUUGUAGUUUGCCCUGAAAAAUGUACAGUGGCUUUCUAUCGUGACCACAUACUCAGCUUUAUCAGUGCAGAUACACCGUUGGCAUGAAUACAUGUUUUAACUCAAAUUUUAAUGAAAAAGUGAAACUCCACAGGAAGGACCAAAUUCACUUUCUUGGUCCUUGAAAGACCUAUAUCCUUCAUCGUUACUAAAAACCAAAAGUGAAUUCGAAUUAUUCAUCUUAAAUACUUUUCCACCAUGUUCUUCUUUUGAAUAAAAAUUCUUAUGCCAAAAGAUACAUGAGAGGAAGUCUUUUUUUUUUUUUUUUUUUUUUUUUUUUUUUGCUAUGUAAUA
This is a messenger RNA of Oryctolagus cuniculus (rabbit), 2529 nucleotides long. RefSeq names its product cyclase associated actin cytoskeleton regulatory protein 2 (gene CAP2). Gene Ontology annotation, cellular component: cytoplasm. Gene Ontology annotation, biological process: cell morphogenesis; cytoskeleton organization; actin filament organization. NCBI's taxonomy places the organism in Eukaryota, Metazoa, Chordata, Mammalia, Lagomorpha, Leporidae. The record is from RefSeq and is a predicted model, not a curated record. Gene Ontology annotation, molecular function: actin binding; adenylate cyclase binding.